UGUUAGUUUUCGGCAAUUUCCUGGUUUGUCAACAAACGAUCUGUGCAGUGUAGUUGCAAUCUGAUUUGUAGUUUUGAUGUAGAUCGUGCAUGUUAUAAAUAUAAAUUCAGUGUUCUUCAGAAAAUGAAUGUAUAUACAUUUAUCGGAAUUACAGCCUAGAGCGUAUCUUUACAGUUUGCUUACAAACUAAGUUAUAUUUGAAUUUCCCGCAACAUUAGGCGCCUUGAAAGCAAACGCAUUCUGCAUCUCCAGCAGAAGCCAGUUACUGGUAAAGUGCUACAUUUUAAUCUCAGGAAAUGCAGACUACAGACAUAGGGAGCAAGGGAAACGGAAAGAUUUGGCACAGAAAACCUUCGCCAGCAUCCAGUGAUGGGGUAAUGGUUAAUGUUAUCCACAGUGCAGCCGGCUAUCCGUCCAAGACAGUUCGCUUUCUUCACGCUGCCUUUGACACAAAAGGGGAGGCUUUUCUUGCCGGAGAUCACCAUGGAAAUGUCUAUACGUUUGACUUAAACAGAAACAGGUUUAACCUUGUACAGAAGACUGGACAGGCAUGCACUGCUUUGGCCUUCAACCUGCGAAGGAAGACCGAAUACUUGGUGGCACUAGCAGACUACUCUAUCAAGUGUUUUGACACAGACACCAAGGAGCUGGUAAGCUGGAUGAGAGGGCACGAAUCAGCUGUCUCUUCCGUUUCUGUGCAUGGAUCAGGGAGAUAUGCCAUCACCACUUCCACGGAUACAGCCCAGCUCUGGGACCUGGACACUUUCCAGAGGAAAAGGAAGCUAAACGUCCGCCAGUCUGUUGGUAUACAGAAGGUUUUCUUUUUGCCUCUAAGUAACAUUAUCCUGAGCUGCUUUAAGGAUGAUUCUAUAUUCGCCUGGGAAAGUGACACGCUGCACUGUAAAUAUCAGUUACCAGUACCAGAGGAAGGGCCCAAGUUGCAUUACAAAGCUUUUGCAGUCACACAGGAUGGGCGAGUUCUGGUUGCUGGGGGGAAAUCAAACUACCUUCACUUGUGGUGUUUGGACACCAGGCAGCUGCUGAGAAUAAUUCAGAUGCCACCAAAAGUCAGGACCGUUCGUUCCAUGGUAUUUCUGCCUGACAGCUUUGAUGGAGGAUCGAGUCAGGUCCUUGGAGUUUUGAGUCAGGAUGGCAUAUUGAGGUUCAUCAACAUCCAGACUUGCAAGCUGAUCUUCGACAUUGGGAGUCAUGACGACGGCAUUGGUUCAGCUGUAAUUGCUCCAAAUGGACACUACAUUGUUGCUGUGAUGGAAAAUGGCAGCCUUAACAUAUACAACGUACAGUCUCUCACGCAGGAUGUUAAUAAGCCACCACCUCCUUUGGUCAAAGUGAUUACAGACUUUGACAGAAGCAAGGCUUCCAGAGAUCCAGUUUCUGGCCUGAAGAUGAAGGUGGCAUCUGGGCGUGUUGAGAGGCCUGUUAAGACAAGAGAUUCCAAAGCCCAGACCCGAAUCCUGAGACCUCCUGCGGACACACUGGAAGAUAAAGAGAAUGAAUUGCCAGAGGGUUUAAACAAAAAGAGACUGCAAGCCUUGCUCAAAGGAUUUGGGGAAUACCCAGCAAAAUACAGAAUGUUCAUCUGGCGCUCCUUGCUGCACCUUCCUGAGAACCAUGCAGCGUUCAGCAGCCUGACUGACAAGGGCACCCACUCUGCCUUUGUGAGACUCCACGAGGUCUAUCCCAUCAAGAGCACCAAGCUGCAGAGAGUCCUCCAGAGAAUAUUAUCAUUGUUGGCUCACUGGUCAGCCAUCUUUGGGGAGGUGCGUUACCUGCCGUUAGUGGCAUUUCCAUUUGUUAAACUGUUCCAGAAUAACCAGAUGAUCUGCUUUGAGGUGAUCGCUACAGUUAUAAUGAACUGGUGCCAGCACUGGUUUGAGUACUUCCCUAACCCUCCCCUCAAUGUGCUGAGUAUGGCAGAGAAUGUCCUGGCCCAUCAUGACAAAGAGCUGCUCCAGCACCUUGUGAACUGUGGAGUAACCUCGCAGCUUUACGCCUGGCCGCUUCUGGAAACCCUGUUCUCUGAGGUGCUGACGCGAGAAGAAUGGCUGAAGUUAUUUGAUAAUGUUUUCUCCAACCACCCCUCUUUUCUGCUGAUGGCAGUAGUGUCAUAUGUGAUCUGCUCCCGGGCUCCCUUAAUACACUGCACAUUGAAGGAUGACUUUGAGUAUUUUUUCCACCAUCGCAAUAACUUGGAUAUUAAUGCAAUGAUCAAGGAAACCUAUAGACUCAUGGACAGCACUCCGACCGACCUCCAUCCACAGCGCAUGCUGAGUGACUUUGAGCCCUUAACCAGAGGGCAGUACCCAGUCUUCAACAAGUACCCCACCUUCAUUGUGGAGUACCAGUCCCAGGAAAGGGAGAGGAUUCGACAACAGGAGUUAGAGUAUUUAAGGGAAAGGCAGAUAGCCCACGAGCUGGAGUCUGAGGCAGUGAAGCGGAAGGCUGGGGACGAGGCGUGGUACAAACAGCAGGAGCUACUCCAGGAAGCAGAGGAGCAGAGGAGGAAGAUACUUCUGGAGGAGGAGAACAAACUGAUGGCCCAGAGAGUCCGGCUGGCUGCUAUGAAACGGGAGGUGAAAGUGAAGGAGCUGCAUGUGCUCGAUGCAUCACGGAGGCGCUUUCUGAAAUACCAGCAGGAUCAGAAGAAAAUGGAGCUGAGGAGACUGGAUGAUGAGAUUGACAGAAAGAGGUCACUAAGAGAGCAAGAAACUGGCACUGCGGUGCAAGACAUUGAAAUACGUCAAAUGGAACUGGAGGCCCAGAGAAGAAUGUUUGAACAGCAACUUGCUAAGGAGCAGGAGAGAGUGACCCAGGAAGUAAAAGGACAGGUGGAUGCUUGUCGGCGAAAGGCAGAAAUCGAAGAUCACAUGUUAUACAAACUGAUAGAAACGGAUGCGUAUCAUGACAUUGGCGCCAAGACGAAGAUGGAGGAAGCAUUGGCAGAGGCAGAUCAGUUGUGCACCGACACAGACUGGCAAGUGGAGAUGAUCAGCAGACAGCAGCAAGCGGAUACAGACAGAGAGAGGGAUCACCAAGUACUGGCCAGACUGAGCAGAGGGACACGGGCCAAGGAGGGGCAGAUCCUCGGCCUCAUGAAGGAGGUUGAGGGAAAGAGGUGGGAGGAUGUUGUGGAGAGAAGAGCUCAGCUGGAGGAAGAAAAGCAGAGCAGUGUUUUAGCCGAAGCUCGCCGCAGACAGUUCCUGGCUGAAGAGAUGGCACAGGCCAUGCAGCAUGAGGAGAACCUGAACAGGAGUCAAGGAGAGUCUUUUGAGAGACUGAGGGACCUAAGAGUAAGAUCUCCAAACUCAGCUAGGAGAUUACUGACAGAGCCUGUUGCUGUGGAGCCCAAACCUCGAAACAUCUGUCUAAACGACAAGUCUUCGGAUGAUUCAUCCUCUCACUUUUCUUUAGACAGAGGGAGAAGUGACCUAGAAACCAAGGAGCGUGAACUGAUGAUGGACGUCCGAGAGCUCCGGCAAAAGCUUGCAGCCCGGGCAAGAAGCACAGUCCCACCAGCCUAUUCCUCCAGCACACAAAACUGAACUCCCAUGUCGCUUUCCCCUAAAGACAAUCAUUGAGAGUACAAUUACUUUAUUGUCUAUUAAAAGCAAUAGAGUAAAUUAUAUCCAGCUCCACACAACUUGCUGUAAUUCCAUUUCAGUAUGGAAAUUGCGCACUCUAUUAGUCUGUCUCCUUGGUGGUCAAAAUAGAGGGAUGCAACCACACAGUUAGAACAUUAUUUCAACUGAAAAGUUUGAGAAAACAAACCGCAUCCAAGGUUGUCUUUUUUUUUUUUUUUUUUUUUUUU
Acipenser ruthenus (sterlet) is the source of this 3829-nucleotide messenger RNA. RefSeq names its product TBC1 domain family, member 31 (gene tbc1d31). Gene Ontology annotation, cellular component: centrosome. Bases 297 to 3563 code for a protein of 1088 amino acids. The record is from RefSeq and is a predicted model, not a curated record. Lineage: Eukaryota; Metazoa; Chordata; Actinopteri; Acipenseriformes; Acipenseridae. Gene Ontology annotation, molecular function: protein binding. The transcript has 22 exons.